This is a messenger RNA of Girardinichthys multiradiatus, 4133 nucleotides long. Its product is annotated as ubiquitin-conjugating enzyme E2 H-like. NCBI's taxonomy places the organism in Eukaryota, Metazoa, Chordata, Actinopteri, Cyprinodontiformes, Goodeidae. Gene Ontology annotation, cellular component: nucleus. The record is from RefSeq and is a predicted model, not a curated record. Bases 290 to 793 code for a protein of 167 amino acids. Gene Ontology annotation, molecular function: ubiquitin conjugating enzyme activity. The transcript is spliced from 6 exons. Gene Ontology annotation, biological process: ubiquitin-dependent protein catabolic process; protein polyubiquitination.
CUUCCUGGGUGUAUUUCUGUGCCUGAGCCCCUCCUCUGGUCGGUUUGGCCGCUGGAGGUUGAUGUCGCUGGCAGAGUCUUCAGGACAGGACACAACUAGGUAGAGCUGGCCAGGGAGGAGGAAAAAGGAAAAAGUAGGCGAUGUUGCAGCUAGGAUCCUGUUUAUGGACGCUGCGGGCAGGCUGCUGAUAACAGUCCGGUGGCCUUGUAGUUGCUGUGAAGCUGAAAGGUUAGGGUAGUCUCAGAGCCGCAGUAGUAUUUUUAGAUCUCUUCUUUUGAGGUACACAAAAAUGUCGUCUCCAAGUCCGGGCAAGAGGCGAAUGGACACCGACGUGGUGAAACUCAUUGAGAGUAAACAUGAGGUCACUAUCCUGAGUGGAUUGAAUGAGUUUGUGGUCAAAUUCCACGGACCACCUGGAACGCCAUAUGAAGGAGGUGUGUGGAAGGUUCGGGUGGAUCUACCAGAUAAAUACCCUUUCAAAUCACCAUCAAUAGGAUUCAUGAACAAAAUCUUUCAUCCCAACAUCGAUGAAGCGUCAGGAACCGUGUGUUUAGAUGUCAUCAACCAGACAUGGACAGCUCUCUAUGACCUCACCAACAUCUUCGAGUCCUUCCUCCCUCAGCUGCUCGCCUACCCCAACCCCAUCGAUCCUCUGAACGGGGACGCCGCCGCCAUGUACCUGCACCGGCCGGAGGACUACAAACACAAGAUCAAAGGUAGCACACCAACACCUGACUCUCUCUGCAACUUUACAAUGCUAGUUUCAUGGGGUUUUAUACGCUCUGUUUUUUAAUGGUGGUGUGUUCAGGAGCAUUGAAGUGAAGGUGCUAAGAUGGUGUGCACAGUUUAAAGAAUCCACGUUCUCUGUAAACAGGUUUCUGUGAAAAUCCAGCAAGUUAAAGGCUGUGGCAGAUUUAAAAACUGUUAUGGGACUUGUUUUGUUGUACUUUUCAAACCCUUUUCCUGUUCCUUACAAAAGUAUUAAUAUCCCUUGAACUUUUCUACGUUUUGUAAAGCUCCAACAACAAACUUCAAUGUAUUUUAUUGGGGGUUUAUGUGAUAGACCAACACAAAGUCAGGCUUCAUUGGGAAUGAAAUGGAAGAAUGAAUGGCUUACAAACAUUUUAGCAAAUCUGAAAAGUGUGGCAUGAAUUUGUAUUCAGAUACCCCUAGAUUAGAUCCAGUACCACCAACUGGUUUCAGAAGUCACAUAAUUAAUAAGAUCUAGCUGUGUUUAAUUUAAUCUCAGUAAUAAUCCAGCUGUUCUGUGGAUAAUUUGUCAGAGAACAUCAGUGAACAAACAUCAUCAUAAGGACCAAAGAACACAGCAGGCAGGUCAGGGAGAAAGUUGUGGGGAGGUUUCAAGCACUUAGUUUUUAAAGCAGUAUCUCAAGCUUUGAACAUUUUAAAGAGCACUAUUGAAUCCAUCAUCUCCAAGUGGGAAGUGUAUGAAACAACUGUAAACCUACCAAGACGUCACUGUCACCUAAACUGACAAGUCAAUGUUAAAAGAAAGCUAUAAGAGGUCCUGGUUGCAGUUUGUCACAAGCCCUGAGGGGAACACGACAAACAUGUGGAGCAAGGUGCUCUGUUCAGAUGAGAUAAAACUGAGCUGUUUGUCCUACAUAAAGCUGAUAUGUGUGGUGGAAAACUAACACUGAACAUCACCCUGAACACAUCAUCCCACGGUAAAUAUGGUGGUGGCAGAAUCACGAUUAUUCAGCGGGGAACAGGGAAGCUGGUUGAUGGGAAGGUGGAUUGAGCUGAAUGCAGGAGAUUACAGGGAGAUAACCUGUCAGAAGCUGCAAAAGCUUAUAGACUGAGGUGUAGAUUCACCUCACUCCAGUAUAUUGACCCUGUACACACAGCUAAAGCUACAAUCGCACAGUUCAGUUCAAAGCAUAUUCAUGGCUUAUGAAUGGCCUAGUCAAAACCAUAUGCACGCCACACUUUUCGAGCUUUUUUUGUUGACUUUUUUGGCAUAAUUUUCUUUCUUUCUUUGGGGCUGUAUUGUGACAAAAUGUCAAGACGUUCGAGAGGUCUGGAUAUUUUUGCCAGGCGGAGUAUUUGUGACUGGAGGAGGGUAAUGUUCCACCUCCUGAAGCACAUGAGGUUGUCCUAUGUGUAUGACAGAUGUGAUGCUGCUGUGGAUGCUUGUAUGGACUUAAUCCGUUUGUUUCUUCCAGAGUACAUCCAGAAAUACGCCACAGAGGAGGCUCUAAAGGAGCAAGAGGAGGGCAGGGGAGACUCCUCCUCCGAGAGCUCCAUGUCAGACUUUUCCGAGGACGAGGCUCAGGACAUGGAGUUGUAGUGAAGGCGGAGCGAUCCUCCACCCCACAACAGACUAUCAUUUCCUAAAGAGCAGAAACUUAGUACUAUAUUCGUAUUUAAACAAACAGGACAGUUUUUUUACAGUAACGCAAGGAUUUUUAUUGCUAUUCGAGGUUUUGCAGUAUGAAAAACGAACUCAUGUUUAGGAAAACUUCACCAUCUGCUCCGCGCUCUUCCUCUUCAUCUUCAUUCAGGGAGAUCAGAAUGAAAUGCUGUUUUAUCUUCAGCUGACCUUUGGCGAUCUCAGCCCGAGAUUUUCACUAUAAAACUGACGCAGGACGACACUCAUCAACACAUUUUUGACAUCUUUUUACUUUUUUCUGUUGCCCUCUUCGUCUCUGUUGAAGGCAGAGCUGGGUGACUGAAAAUAAAAAUUGGGAAAACAUUUUAUUAUUUUCUUUUUUUAUCGACCGCCACCGAUGAGGAGCUGCAAUCAUUACAAUCACUGCUGUCAAAGGAUGCAAAAGCAGCAGGACACGGGGUGCUCAUGUUUUCAGUGGAAAGGCUACAGACGGUGUUUCCAGGACUGCAGAGAGAUCGCACCAGAGUGUGCAUGAAUCUCAUCCUCUGAUGUCCUGUGUUGCUCUGGUCGCUGAUGAUACUCAGCAGGAAUCGGGGAGAAAUGUCCAUAAUCGGAAUCUUCUGUUUUCCAGCACCCACCUUCUCCUCCUCCUCCUCCUCCUCCUCCUCCUCCUCUCCGUUUUAGGAAAGUGUUUGCCAUUCUCUGAGUAUCUUUGUGUGGUGUGGCAUGGCACAGAAGUGUAUUGGGCUUUGUGGAGCUGUAUCGCUGUGGGCAUGAAAAAGACACCUCUGUCUGUCAGGGGUCUGUGGGGAUUACUGUUGAACUUAACUUUGCCUAUUGCUUGUGUUGAACUAUAAUAGGUGUCAGACAUGCGUAGGGAUAGUUAGUUUCUUUGCAGGUGGUGAAUCCUAUCAUGAUGUAUGGUUUAAUACUUAUAUAAUAACAAAAAAUGCUUUUCCUGUUAAAGAAGUGGAGUUAAAUCCUCUUCAUCUGCUGAACUAACCCCUCCAAAGAGAUGUUGACCCUCUGCACCUCCUCGUGUAAAUGUAUCCAUCACAUCUGGUUAUAGUAGCGCUCUUUGUUUCAGUUGAAUCACAUUUACCAUUUAAAUGCUGUUGGUAGCAUGUUUUUCCAAAAAUGACGGGACCAAAAGUUUAAUUAUUUGAUGUCCCCUCCAGUGUUGAACUCUAAAAACACUUAAAAGAAAUCUUGAUUUAUUUCUGCAAAGCUUUAUGCAUCUGUAGGCGACCGAGCGGUGAAGAUGUCUCUGUUAAAUGUGAUGCUGCUGCUGCUCUGAUCUGGGUUUUAGUCAAGCUUAAACCAUGUUGUGGAUCAGACUGUUUUUUCCGUUAAGAAAACAAGAAUAACGGCAGCUUCAAUAAAAAGGGUCAUUUCUUGUUAUUUGAAGGGGAAUUGAUCGUAAACAGACCUCAUUAAAACACCCCUGAUUAGCCUUCGUACCAAAUAGACUGCAUGUCGGUGUUAGUCUUAGAACAACAUGAUGUCAAAGUUUUCAAAUGCAACAACAACAGAAGAAGAGAACCACUGUCCUGGCUCUUUGGAUGCCAUCAGGAUUCAUCGCUGUAUUUCUUUUUUUUAUUAAUGCAACACAUGUUUGACCCCUAUGAUUUGUCUGAAUGUGUUUAUUUUAAAAUUUUAAGCCCUACUUGCAGGAUGAAGAUCCAAGAUAUCCCUGAUUUUAAGAUGGCCAAAAAAAACAAAUCAAUAAAUGUGCUUCCCUUGUAACUCGAAGAAAGAAAUAAACAAAACAAAAAACAAA